AUGACAUCUAGAUAUAGAGUUGAAUAUGCAUUGAAGAGCCAUCGUAGGGAUGAGUUCAUUGAGUGGAUUAAGGGUUUGUUGGCGGUACCAUUUGUGCUCCAUGCCGAUGUGGAGAAUUAUGAUACCGAUUUCACCAAGUACUACGAGGAUCCGGAAGCAUAUGAAGAUUAUCUUUUAUCAAGAGAGCACGAAAUUGCAUUAGAAUGCCAAAAGAGAUACGGAGAGAUUUUUGCCGAUGUAGAAAGAUUGGUGCGUCAUGCUAUCAUUAUCGACAAGUUGCAGGAAAAGAACCCUACGUAUGUGGACACAAGUAGAUUAAGAAAAUUAGUCCCCAGUGUGGGAAGAUUUUUUACCCCAUUACCUUUGUCCGAAGCGUUCUUAGUUGAAGAUUCACGAAGACUGAUAUCUAAAAGGAGAUUGGUCAGUCCAUCGUUCAAUGAUGUGAGGACUAUAUUGAAUACUGCUCAGGUAUUGGCACUAGCCAAAAUAUACAAAGAUAGUGGUGAAUCUGGAUCCAGGUUGAAAUUGAUUACAUUCGAUGGUGAUGUUACAUUAUAUGAUGAUGGAAGUUCAUUAACGCCAGAUGCGCCUGUUAUUGAUAAGUUAAUCAAGUUGUUAUCAAUGGAUUUAUUCAUUGGAGUAGUAACAGCUGCCGGAUAUCCUGGCCAACUGGGAGUUCCUCAGUAUUAUGCAAGGUUGAAGGGAUUGAUAGAUCGAAUUCGUACUACCACUGAAUUAACUGAUCAUCAAAGAGAAAACUUACUUGUUAUGGGUGGUGAAUCUAAUUAUUUGUUCAGAUAUGAUAAUGAAUUGGGAAACUUAAAAUUUAUUGAAGCUGAUGAGUGGUAUUUGCCUAUAAUGAUGAACUGGGAUAAGCUGAAGAUUGAUUAUAUUAUGCUGACGACAGAUAAACAUUUGCAACAUUUGCAGAGAAAGUUCAAAUUAGAUGAAAUGCAUAAGACUACGAUCAUAAGAAAGGAAAGAUCCAUUGGUAUCAUUCCUAACCCAGGAUAUAGAAUCUUGCGAGAAUACUUAGAGGAGAUGGUACUUUCAUGCUCUAUAAAGCUACAAGAGAUUUUAGCAAGAACGUCCAAAAGGCCAAUAUCCAUGGAAAUAGUCAAUCAGCUGGAUACAAGUACACCAGUAUCAACUCAGAAGGCCAGUGAUGAUGAUAUUAAAGUGUGCGCAUUUAAUGGAGGUUCCGAUGUUUGGGUUGAUAUUGGGGACAAAAGCUUGGGAGUCGAAUCACUUCAAAAAUACUUAUGCAAGGAUAUAAGAUAUCAGCAUAGUAUUUGUCCAAUUUUAAAGAGUGAAAGUUUACAUAUUGGUGAUCAGUUCGCAAGUUUAGGUGCAAACGAUUUUAAAGCAAGGCUAAGUGCAUGCACUGUAUGGAUUGCAAGCCCAAGAGAAACAGUUGCAAUAUUAGAUGAUUUAAUUCAGCAUUUAACGGAUAAAUAG
Messenger RNA from Debaryomyces fabryi, 1458 nucleotides. RefSeq names its product IMP 5'-nucleotidase (gene ISN1). The record is from RefSeq and is a predicted model, not a curated record. Lineage: Eukaryota; Fungi; Ascomycota; Pichiomycetes; Serinales; Debaryomycetaceae. The transcript has a single exon. Gene Ontology annotation, molecular function: magnesium ion binding. Gene Ontology annotation, biological process: nucleotide metabolic process; nicotinic acid riboside biosynthetic process; inosine salvage. Bases 1 to 1458 code for a protein of 485 amino acids.